Molecule: messenger RNA, 975 nt
Organism: Schistosoma intercalatum
Lineage: Eukaryota; Metazoa; Platyhelminthes; Trematoda; Strigeidida; Schistosomatidae
Source: the annotation of a GenBank genome assembly
AAAUGUCUUGCUGAAGGACUGCCUCUCGCUCACGCGGUUGUAUUCUUUGAAGCUUUUGGAAAUAGGUAUGAUAUGCUCAAAACACACUUCUAAUUUGUUCCAUAAUGUGUUUCGCUGGGCUUCCAGUCAGGUGGUUUUCAAUAGUACAAAUAUACCAGAUAUAAAAGGACCAAGGUCUUUAAAUGCUGUUGCCGAGAAAACUCCACAACCAAAUAUUUUGGGCCAUCAUGUUAUUACAGAGGAAUGUUUGACUUCAUUGACGGAAGAUAAACAAUAUUACGAAACCCCCAUUCUUCAUUUGCUCUCACGAAGAAACAACGUGAUUGCAACACUAACUGAUUGUAAUGGACGAGUUUUAAAUGGCACUAGUUGUGGUGCUGAAGGUUUCCGGAACGCUCGUAAAAUGUCUACUGUUGCUUUUCAAACUGUGGGUAUCUCCAUAGGACUGAAGGCGAAAAAACUUGGGAUUGGGGCUGUGCGUGUUGUAUUUAAUGGGCUAGGGCCAUGUAGGUUGGUAAGUAUUUCCUUGCUUUUUGGUUAAUCUAAUAGCCUGUGCUCUCAGGUUUGAAUAUCUCGGGACUCAAGAUGAUCUCUUUGACGGAUGAUACAAAAGUUCAUUAUGGCCAUGGGAGAAGACCUAGAAAACAACGUAGGAUUUAAAAGGAACUUUCGCAUCCCUCCUAAUGUAAUCAUAGUAGUGGGAGUGUACAUAAUAUAAACCCUAAAUUUCAGCCUAUUUAUUUGUGAGUCUUCUGUGUGUAGUUACAAAUUACUUUUCAAGUUUGCGUUAAUGAAAUGUUGAGAGAUUCUAUUUACUCGUCGGAAUGUUAGUUAAACUGUCACAUUUGAUGUAAAAAUGCAUCGCUCCUAAUGAAGAUGUGUAUCUUAUCGAAAAUACCAGAAACUCAAGGCAAUUAAAAAGACGCUUAAUUAGUUCACUGUUCUAAGUUCUUCCCAAUAAAAGUUAACAUGAAC